AUGAGAUAAGUACUAUAACUACUAUUUGAGCUAGCACACGCAACAAUGUCUCCGCAACUCUCCCUCGUCGUCGGCCUCCUCGUUUCCUCGGCCGUUUUUGGCUUCUGCAGCGCGGAAAAUAUCCUCUACACAAAUGAUGUACUCUUCGGAGGCCAAUCCCUCACCAACGGGAACUUCAGAUUCACCAUGCAGACGGACUGCAACCUGGUGCUGUACGACGGCGGGUCUGCUAUCUGGUCGUCGGGGACGUACCGCAAGGGGACGGGCUGCUACGUUAAGAUGCAGUCGGACGGCAACCUCGUGGUCUACAACGGCUCCAACAAUGCCCUCUGGGCCAGCAACACCGAUCGGGGGAGGGGCAACUACGUUUGCAUUCUCCAGCGCGACCGCAACGUCGUCGUCUACGGCCCCGCGCUCUGGGCCACCGGGACUAACCGCGUCGGAACCCCCGGGGUCAUCAUAUCUGCGAACUCCACCGGCACUGCCGCGCCCGAGGAAUCGAACGCUACUCCGGAAAUCGCCAUGGUGAUUAAUAACUAGUGGUGCAAGAGAGAGCUAGCUUUUGUUUUCAGAAUAAUAAGUGCGAUUAGUUAAUUAAGCUUCGCUUAAUUAAGUCGCCUGUAGCCCGUGAUCGAUCUUCUCGUUUUUGGUAUCUUGUACUUGUUUUGGUUCAGUCUUAGUAAUGUAUUAUGCUUGAAUAUUAUCAUCCAGUGUUGCAGUUUAUAUA
Ananas comosus (pineapple) is the source of this 727-nucleotide messenger RNA. RefSeq names its product mannose-specific lectin-like. The record is from RefSeq and is a predicted model, not a curated record. NCBI's taxonomy places the organism in Eukaryota, Viridiplantae, Streptophyta, Magnoliopsida, Poales, Bromeliaceae. Bases 46 to 540 code for a protein of 164 amino acids. The transcript has a single exon.